AAACCGAAUGCUGAAUGCGGUUACAAGCAAUGUCCAGCAACAAAAGAUGGGGCGCUAAACGUUCACGUCAUACCACAUUCGCACAUGGACGCUGGCUGGGUGAAGACCUUCGAUGAAUAUUACUAUGGCACUAAGACCAGCGUCAGCUCAGCGAACGUUCAACUGAUAUACCACUCCGUGCUAUCUGAACUCCUUCACGAUAAGAGAAGAAAAUUCACUUUCUCAGAAACAGCAUACUUCUGGCGUUGGUGGAAAGAACAGCGUGGUACAACACGGGCGACAUUCAGAUCUCUCGUUGCGGAAGGACGGAUAGAGUUUGCGGGUGGUGGUUGGGUGCAAGCUGAUGAGGCCACCGUUGACUAUCUUCAACUUUUGGACCAGUAUACUUGGGGACUGAGGAAACUUAACGACACUUUGGGUCCAUGUGGUAAGCCCAAGGCUGCGUGGCAGAUCGACACAUAUGGGCAUACGCGGGAACACGCGUCCCUACUCGCACAAAUGGGCUUCGAUGGUCUUUUCAUAGGUAGAGUUGAACACAAAGCAAGAGAAGUAAUGAUAGACGAAGAUCGAAUGGAGUUCAUUUGGAGAGGAAGCGAUGUGCUCGGUAAAAUGUCUGAUAUAUUAACGCAUACGUUGUUCAACCUGUACAACGCGCCGGACGGAUUCUGUUUCGACUUCCUCUGCAGCGACGAACCAAUCGUUGAUGAUUAUGAUAGCAAAGUUUACAAUGCUGAUAAGCGAGUAAACGAUUUCAUCUCGCAAGUCGAACGUCAGGCGAAAUAUUACGACCACGAUAACAUAAUCGUGACGAUGGGGGGCGACUUCACCUACCAGAGCGCUGCGAACUGGUUCAUUAAUAUUGACAAAUUAAUAAAUCACGUAUCCACGCACCCAGCAAAUAUGUCCGAUGUAAACAUAUUUUAUUCGACGCCAUCUUGUUAUUUGAAGUCUGUUUACUUGUACGGGAGGAGGGACAAGGCACUCCACACUGAAAAGGCUGAUCACCUGCCUUAUGCCAGCGACGCUAAUACUUACUGGACAGGCUUCUACACUUCCAGACCUAGUUUGAAAUACUUGAUAAAAAGGGCGCAUGUUUUUUUGCAGGUUGUAAAACAACUGACAGUACUGUCGCGAAUGGGCGAUUCAUACGAACUCCAUUUAUUGAGACACGCGGUCAGCUUGGUGUUACACCACGACGCAAUUACAGGGACAAGUCAACAUCAUGUGACGAACGAUUUCAUAAGAUUAUUAUCUGAGGCUGUAGAGGCGUGCUCGAAAAGAGUGUCUAGUUACUUAAGUAUCCUAACGCCAACGUGGGGUGGAAGCAGGCGACCGAAGAACGGGCAGCAAUUCGUCAUCUGUCAUCAAUUAAACAUGAGCCAAUGCAGAUUCACGGAAACCCAAGAAUCAAUACUACUGAUAGUCUACAACCCGCUCAGUGUGAAAGCUUACUUCCAUGUACGACUUCCGGCCGUCGCUCUGCAUUAUUCGAUCAGAGAUUACAAUGAUGAGGAAGUAGAAUACCAGCUGGUACCGCUGCCAGCUGCAAUUAUCAAUAUGCCAGGCCGUACUUCCAACAGUAUACAGGAACUGUGCUUCGAAGCCGAGAAUAUCCCGCCAUUAGGAUUCACCUCGUACAUGUUGUCACCGAUACGUGAUCAGCUGGCAGAAGGUCAAUUUGUAAAAAAAUCUCAAAAGCAGGAAACCGAACAGGAGCUUACGUCAUUUAUUUCUAACGAGUACAUUAAAGUAAAUAUAAACAAAACCUCUGGCCUGCUGGAGUCUAUUCAGCACAUAGAAGGAAUCAAAAUACUCAUCAGCCAGAACUGGUACUACUACAGUCAAAGCCAGCAGGCGCUGCAGUCUGGAGCGUACAGCUUUAGACCUGGAAAAGAUAGACCUACACCUAUUACAGACAAAGUGUCCUACCACACGAUACGAGGGUCGCUGGUGAAGGAGAUCAGGCAACGGUUCAGCGACUGGAUCACACAGUUCGUCCGGCUGUACCGCGGGGAGGAGUUCGUCGAAGUGGAGUGGGUUAUAGGACCGGUGCCCGUUGGAACUGAUCUGGGUAAGGAAGUGGUGACGAUCUUCAACACCAACAUCAGUAACAAUGGCGUCUUCUACACUGACUCCAACGGAAGACAGAUGAUGAAGAGAACAUGCUGGAACGAGUCCACUAGUCACCCACAAAAGAAGCCGGUAGCAGCUUGCCAGUACCCGGUGACCUCCCGGAUUUGCUUGCAAAGUGUGAACAGCAGCGCGGGACUGUGCGUACUGACAGACAGGGCGCAGGCAGCGACCUCUUAUAACGAAGGAGAAAUUGAGUUAAUGGUUCAUAGAAGGCUUUUAACAGACGAUGGCUUCGGUCUCGAAGAAUCUCUGAACGAAGAAGCCUUCGGUGUGGGAUUAGUCGUGAAGGGCAAACACAAAAUAUUUUUUGGCAAUCAUAAACAAGAAGUUGAAGGGUUAUCAUUCUUUGAACGAGCAGCACAGCUAGCAAGGAAGUGGACCCUGGAGCCCUGGUUGUUCAUGACGUCAGGAGAAAAAAUCAACAGGAGGAAAUGGCAAAAUGUUCGAAACAAGAGAUAUUCAGCUCUACGUAUUCACGGACUUCCUCGUCACAUUCACAUUCUAACGCUGGAACCUUGGAAAGCUGGUUCCGUUCUGUUGAGAUUAGAAAACACUUUAGAAAAAGGUCACGGGCCCCAUAAUUUAGACAAUGAAUCGAUUGAUCAUGACGGUGGUCACAUAACGGUCAAUAUAAACAAGAUUUUGCUGCAUCCGAUUAAAGCUAUCCAAGAGACGACCCUGGCUGCUAAUCAGUGGCUACAGGAUGCAAGGCAGAUGGAUUGGAGUACCAGAUACGUAUAUUCGGGUGGUGACGAUGGUAUCCUACCAGAAGACAAUCCGGACUACGUCGAAGAUUUCAAGUUCAGCAAACAAACUGAAGUCAAAGAUUCUGAACAUUAUUCAGAUGAAAAUUAUUAUCGUAAGAAAACUUCUGGUCAAAGAAAUAUACGAAAUCAAUCAGUAAACCGGGGGUUUGCUAAUAGAAGAAGAAGAUCAACAAACAGUACAGAAGGCUUAACUGAUGACAGAAUUAAAGACUCAAAUUUGACAGCAUAUGCGAAAUUAGUCAAAGAAAAGAACGACACGAUUUGGUACUUCGAUAGUAAAACGAUACAACCAAAUAUAUUUAAGCGUUACAAGACAUCAAGAUUGAAACUGUAUACAACUGGUCUGCCAAAAUUAAGCUUCCUUACAUCACGAAUGCCGAGGAAAUUUACACAAGAAGUUAGUCAAGAGAAUUUCUCGGUUGAAGACGGCUUAUUCUUUAAUGAACGUUUGCCAAAGAAAAGGAAUCGAAACAGAAAUACGGCUUACAAACAAGAUGAUGUUUCAAAAACUGAUGAUUACGGAGAUGGCGUAACCAAAUCUAUGUACGAUAUGUAUUACAGAACCAAAAAACGAACAGACCCACAGAAACAUUAUCAGCGAAGUUCAGAAAUAGGUACAAGAAGAAACAAUAGAAGAAUUAAAAAAGGUGACUCUUAUAAAUUGACAGCUAAAAGUAAUAACAAUAAAAGUAAAAGAAGACUAACGGGUAGGAUGCCUUUCUUUAUUGUAAAUAGAAGAUAUAAUAGUGGAGAAGAGAGUGAAGGCAGCAGAAAUACAGAUCACUGUGGGAGUUACAAGGAGAGAAGUGGACUUGGAGGUAGAAGACAAGACUCUAAGGCAGAUAUCUAUUUUAUGAGAGGUGUCAGACGUAAGAGAAGUCGAAAUAAGAGACAAGAAAGCGAAAACGAAGAUUCACAAGAAGGAGAGACCGACACAGAGGAAGAAGAAUACGACUAUAAUAUAAGGAGAAAACGCGCGGUCGAGCCCGAGCCGAGCGCGGAGCGCGCCGAGCCGGAACACGUCGUCACACUGCGCCCCACGCAGGUGCGGACCUUCGUUAUCACGUUUGAGGAAAGGAAAGAAUUCACUUUAUAAUACUGAUACUCGACAUUUUUAUUAUUUAUAGACAAUUGUAUUUAAAUUAUUAAAGCAUUAAGUGAUUAUGAUUUCAUUGACUUACCAGCUAUCACUGAUGGAAGGCUUCACCCCGCCCUCAAUAAUUUAUAUUGUUACGAACGCGAUAUUACAUAAAUUAUACGAUACUGUCAAUACUUAUUCUUAUUCAAACUUCACUAUUAUAUUUCGUUCUUAGGGAUUUCGUGUAAAAGAUUGUCGUAGUUAGGUGCAUGUUUAAUAAAGACAUUCUUGAAGAAAUAACUAAAUCCAGAACAUAUUUCUUUUUCGUUAUUGUAGAUUUGAUUACCGAAAUGUAAUGAACUAAGAUAAGGACUUUGAUUUCUACGUUUGGAUGAAACAUGAUUGUGAAGAAGCUUAGGUGACCU
This is a messenger RNA of Nymphalis io (European peacock), 4403 nucleotides long. RefSeq names its product lysosomal alpha-mannosidase-like. The transcript is spliced from 29 exons. Gene Ontology annotation, cellular component: lysosome. Lineage: Eukaryota; Metazoa; Arthropoda; Insecta; Lepidoptera; Nymphalidae. The record is from RefSeq and is a predicted model, not a curated record. The annotation marks the transcript as partial. Gene Ontology annotation, biological process: mannose metabolic process. Gene Ontology annotation, molecular function: carbohydrate binding; alpha-mannosidase activity.